CGUCCGCCAGGGGGCGCGCGAGCCCCGUGCAGCGUCGCCGUUGCCAGGAGACGGAGCGCGGCGGAUGAUGGCGGCGGGAUACGGAGCGGGGCAGUACGAGGACGCGUUCAGCGCCCAUCGCCUGCAGAACUGGAGCGUGCCCCUGCCGGGCCCGAAGCCCCCCAAGCAUUCAGAGGGCUCCACACCCAUCAUCGCCAACGACCGGGGGCAUCUGCUCCCCUCCAUACCCCGUUCGCAGGCCUCCCCAUGGGGCUCAUUCGUGGGGACGUGGGAGAUGCCCUUGAAUCCCCCUGCGCGCCUGGACCUGACCGCGCGUUCGGCCGCGGCCGCGGAGCGGCUCCUCCAGCGCCUCCAUCAGCGCACGGCGCUGAGCAGCGCCCGCAACGGGCUCCGCACCCGCAUCACCGGCACGAGGAAACCACUGGGGAAUGCGGCCCGCGCUGAUGCCGAAGGGAUCCCGCAGCGCCCAGCGCCCCCUUCCCACCCCGAGCUUCAAUCCCGAGCGGAGGGAACGGCGCUGACACCUCCCUGCGCCCGCAAGAGUGAGGAAGAGGAAGGGGUGGAAGGAGCCGGUGCCGUGGGUUAG
Molecule: messenger RNA, 586 nt
Organism: Pezoporus flaviventris
Lineage: Eukaryota; Metazoa; Chordata; Aves; Psittaciformes; Psittacidae
Gene: CFAP126
Product: cilia and flagella associated protein 126
Biological process (GO): cilium organization
Cellular component (GO): ciliary basal body
Source: RefSeq, a predicted model, not a curated record